Molecule: messenger RNA, 820 nt
Organism: Panicum virgatum (switchgrass)
Lineage: Eukaryota; Viridiplantae; Streptophyta; Magnoliopsida; Poales; Poaceae
Exons: 2
Coding region: 130-630 (166 amino acids)
Source: RefSeq, a predicted model, not a curated record
CCAUCCGCCGCGCGUGCGCGUCCGCAGCGUUUCCCAUCUGCUCCCAUUCAAAACGCCCCCCCCCCCCUCGAGCCGGUCACAACUCACAACACGAGCCAACCUGCUACUCGAUCUCCAAGGAGUUCAUGCAUGGCGGCGUCGACGCAAGAGACGCAGGAGCUGGUCUCGCCGGACUCGGAGGAGCUGCUCGUCGCGCCGGAGCUGCUCGCGAGCUACUCGUCCUCCUCCGACGAGGCAGCCGCCGCGGCCAAGGGGAAGAGCACCGGCAAGCCGGCCAUGGAGUUCACGCCGGAGUCGGAGCUCAACGCGCUGGAGCUCGACGACGCGCCUGAGUCGGAGGAGCUCCUCGCGCUGGACUCCUUGCCGCCGGCCUCGGAGACGACGGUGCCGGACUCCUUGCCGCCGGGCGCUUUCCUAUGUCCUCGCUGCCAUCUUGUUCAUGAAGACCGCGAGUCAUGGAAUCGUGCGCACUCGUUGUUAUAUCCAUGCGUGCGUUGCGGCCUCGUCCACAUGGAUUACUGGCUGUCGUCUCCGCUUCGCCGCGACGAGUUCGACUGCACUGCUGCGCUGGCCGUGAAGCGCGAGAUGGAGGAAGCUGAGCAGUCGUGGAGGAACAUGAACAACAAGUAGGAGAAAGUAAAAACAGCAAGAUGAAAACAACUACCUAUGGCUUCAGCUAGCAACGAUGGCUCACAAGAAAUCUGCAAGGGAAGUCUUUGUUCUCUCUCUAAUCUUUCCUUUUGCAUGUGAGGAAUUUUGUACUUGUUGCAUCCUUUAAUCUUCAUGACUUCCAUCAAUACAGUUUGGAGGGUUACAAAUA